AUGCAAAGCACCAAGAAGACCAAACACACGCUGAAUCGUGAAGACUCUUUUCUCAGGAAGUUCUCCACGAGGAACCACCAGAACGUUCAGAACACUUCGCAGUCCACGGACGAGGGCGUGCCGAGGGCGUACGACUCCUCGGAGAAAUACGACGGCAGGCUCGUGAUCCAGCACGACGGGAACUUCAUGUUCUACUGGCUGGGCGUCGUGACGGUGUCGGUGCUGUACAACGUGUGGACGCCCAUCGCGCGGGAGGCGUUCAAAGAGAUCCAGGAGGGCUGCUAUCCUUGCUGGUUCUCGUUCGACGCUAUCUUCGACAUCAUCUACAUACUCGACAUCAUCGUGCAGUUCCGCACCGGAUACCUGGACCAGGGGCUCAUGGUGUACGAUUCUAAAAAACUCAGGGAACGGUACACAAAGUCCAAAGUGAUCUACGUGGACUUUCUGAGCCUCCUGCCGCUGGAUCUCUUGCAGCUCGUCAUCGGCGUUCACCCGAUGAUCCGAUUCCCCCGGUUCCUGAAGGUGUAUCGGACGUUUCGAUUCCUGCACAUGCUCGAGUCUCGGACGGCUUAUCCUAACUUGAUCCGGGUCAUCAACCUGACCCACAUUCUGUUCCUGGGUGCCCAUUGGUUUGCCGCCUUCUACUACAUGAUUAGCGAGGCCGAGGACUUCAAGGGCGACUGGGCGUACCCGAAACCUGUCGGAGACUUUGCCGACGUCAACCGGAAAUAUCUCCGAUCUCUGUUCUGGUCGACCUUGACACUGACAACCAUUGGUGACCUUCCACCGCCGGAUAAUAAUAACGAGUAA
Messenger RNA from Lymnaea stagnalis (great pond snail), 810 nucleotides. The record is from the annotation of a GenBank genome assembly. Lineage: Eukaryota; Metazoa; Mollusca; Gastropoda; Lymnaeidae.